UUUCCUCCUGUUCAAUUCCCCAACCCAGUAUCAUUUCUCCAUUUCACAAUAAGAAAAUCCAAAAAUAUUAAAAAAAUUAAAUGAAGAAACCGUAAAAUGGAUGUAAUAACGUUCGGGAUCAUCGUGGGAAUUAUAAUCCUCUUUUUAUGCGCCGUUUGUUUCAUCACAAUCGAAGGCACCUGCAAGCGAAGAAGCCCUCACUCUUAAACCCUUACUCUCUUUCUCAUCUUACUCCAAUCCAAACGCGCCUUUAUUGGGGAAAUGGGGCCCGUUUCAGUUACCCGGCGGCAGAUCUACUACUGUAUGUUGGGCGUUUUGGCCGUGGCGGCGGCGGCGGCUCACCAGUGCAGCCACCACCAUCACCAUCAUGUACAUGAUGACGAUCAUGUGGGGUUGAUAGAGAAGAAUCAGGGGCGGCAGUCACUUCUUCCCGAGGAAAUUGCGGAAGAGGAAGAUCUGAAGAUGAUGUGGGGACAUGAUGAUGAUCACCAUGAUUGUGGGCACGGGCAUCAUGAGCAUGAUGGCGAUGUGGAGCUUGCUGGGCUUGGUCUCUGGAUCAAUGCCAUGGGUUGCUCUCUGUUGGUUAGCUUGGCUUCCCUUAUUUGCCUCAUUUUGUUGCCUUUCAUAUUUAUUCAGGGGAAGCCAUCAAAGGCUUUUGUUGAUUCUUUAGCAUUGUUUGGGGCGGGAGCUAUGCUAGGUGAUGCUUUUCUUCAUCAGUUGCCACAUGCUUUCGGAGGCGAGCAGGCCCAUUCACAUGAUCACCACGAUGACCAUCAUCAUGAGCAUUCUGGACAGUCACAUUCACAUUCUCAUUCAUUGAAGGAUCUUUCUAUUGGUUUGUCAAUUUUGGCUGGAAUUGUGGUGUUUCUUAUUGUUGAGAAAGUUGUGAGGUACGUUGAAGAAUAUUCUGGCGGAGAAAAUGAUUGGAAUACUGGUCAUCACCACCACCACCACCACAAACACUCUAACAAAUUGAAAGAUGAUGAUCAUGUAGAUGAAAAUCAUCAGGCACAGUCACAUGAUGAGAAAUCAUCUGAAGGAAAAGAAUUGGAUAAGCCUGCUAAAAAAGCUCGCAGUGGUAAAACUAGUGAAAAAGAUUCUCUGCGAAAGAGAACUACUGGUACUAAUGCUACCGAAGACACACUUGCUGAAAAAGUCCCCAACGGUAAUCUUGACUCCGUUGAGAAAAAAGCACCCAUCAAGUCACAAUCAAGUUUGGUGUUUGGCUACCUGAACCUCUUUUCAGAUGGAGUGCAUAAUUUUACCGAUGGGAUGGCUUUGGGAAGUGCUUUCCUCCUCUAUGGAUCAGUUGGUGGCUGGUCAAGAACUCUGUUUCUGCUUGCCCAUGAGCUUCCUCAAGAGAUAGGUGAUUUUGGAAUUUUGGUGAGAUCUGGUUUUACCGUCUCCAAAGCCCUCUUCUUUAACUUUCUGUCUGCACUGGUGGCACUGGCAGGAACUGCUCUGGCUUUGAUGUGGGGAAAAGAUCCUGGGCAGUCAUCGUUGAUUGAGGGUUUUACUGCUGGUGGUUUUAUAUAUAUUGCCCUCGCUGGUGUUUUGGCUGAAAUGAACAACGGCACAACAGCUUUGAGGAACACAGCGAUACAAUUAGUGUCGUUGCUAAUGGGAAUGGCUGUAGCCCUUUGUAUAUCACUUGUAGAAUGAUAGAGAUUAUAGUUUUUUCUUCUUGAGGAAUGUACAAUGUCAAAAAAUAUGAAUUAUUCCUUCUAUUAUCACAACUUGUAUACAAGAAUACACAUCUGGACAAAAUGUUGCGCUCGAUUUAUGUUGUUCACCUUAAUCGAAAUGAUAUUGAUUUGAGUCCUA
Messenger RNA from Salvia hispanica, 1824 nucleotides. RefSeq names its product ZIP metal ion transporter family (gene IAR1). Gene Ontology annotation, molecular function: zinc ion transmembrane transporter activity. NCBI's taxonomy places the organism in Eukaryota, Viridiplantae, Streptophyta, Magnoliopsida, Lamiales, Lamiaceae. The record is from RefSeq and is a predicted model, not a curated record. Gene Ontology annotation, biological process: zinc ion transmembrane transport; intracellular zinc ion homeostasis. Gene Ontology annotation, cellular component: membrane.